Messenger RNA from Prorocentrum cordatum, 405 nucleotides. The record is from the annotation of a GenBank genome assembly. Lineage: Eukaryota; Dinophyceae; Prorocentrales; Prorocentraceae.
AUGAUGAGCUGGCCAAGACGUGGUCGCCAGCGAGGCUCGGACGGAGGGCCGCUGCCCAUCACGACGGUUGGCUGGAGCCGCGUGUGCUUGCUGCGCGGUCUUCCCCCUCUGCUCAGCAUGGUGCUGUUGCAGGUGAUCUCGCCACGACCAUCGUGCAGGAUCUCUACAUCCGAGACUCCGCCCAUGGGAAUGAGUCCGUUGCCAACGAGGCUUCGGAUGAUUCGCGGUCCUCCCGUACUGCUGACGGUGUGGCCGCUGUGCCUGGCUGCCGAGCUGUUCUUGCUCAUGGAGUUGGCUUUGCUCAUGGUGGUACUCUUGUUCAUGGUGCUUUUCCUCGUGCGGCCGUCCGUCAUCGUGAUGCCGUUCCCGAUUGCGCAGUUUGAGAGGACGUGCUAUCUGACCUGA